Molecule: messenger RNA, 5916 nt
Organism: Acanthochromis polyacanthus (spiny chromis)
Lineage: Eukaryota; Metazoa; Chordata; Actinopteri; Pomacentridae
Product: sodium channel protein type 4 subunit alpha B-like
Exons: 26
Coding region: 349-4521 (1390 amino acids)
Biological process (GO): membrane depolarization during action potential; neuronal action potential; sodium ion transmembrane transport
Cellular component (GO): plasma membrane; voltage-gated sodium channel complex; axon
Molecular function (GO): voltage-gated sodium channel activity; calcium ion binding
Source: RefSeq, a predicted model, not a curated record
AACAGGAGGCUGUUAUCUGAGAGAAGCUCUUGCGAAACACUCUGUGUGUGUGUGUGUGUGUGUGUGUGUGUGUGUGUGUGUAUUAGUGUGUAUUAUUGUGUGUGUGUGUUACUGAGUGUGUUGCUGUGCUUUUAUGUUUUUCAGUUCAGGCUGCAGAUGAACAGACGGCGAUCAGAGAGAGACUGAAGCAGCAGAAUCAGAGACAGGCAGACGGGCAGACAGACGGACAUACAGGCAGACGGACAUACAGGCAGACGGACAUACAGGCAGACGGACAUACAGGCAGACGGGCAGACAGACAGACAGGUAUCUAACAGGUGAGGCAGGUGGACGGACAGCGGCAGGAAGAUGUCGCUGUUUGAGUUCUGGAGGAGGACGGAGGAGCGACUGGAGCAGCUGAGGAGAACCAAUCAGCUGAGACUGAGUCCUGCACAGGUGAGCCGGUUGCUAGGCGACAGAGAGGUUCGGGCGGAGCUCCAGAAUGAAGGGAUGUUGUCUCUGCUGCCCCCCAUUGGUACGGAGGUCUUCAGACGCUUCACUCCAGCCUCUCUGGAGGAGAUCAGAGAACGACGUGAAACCGAGGAGAAGAAGCAGCAGAACGAUCAGGUAACAGAGACAGCUCCGUCCAAUGACAUGGCAGCAGGGAAGCUCCUCCCCUUUGUCUACGGGGACCCGCCCCCUGAACUCCUCACAACCCCAUUGGAAGAUCUGGAUCUCUUCUACCAAUCACAGAAGACCUUCAUGGUCCUCAGUAAGGGAAACAUCAUCCACAGGUUUAAUUGUGAAUCUGUCUGUUUCCUGCUGAGUCCGUUCAACCUGCUGAGGACUUUCUGCAUCAAGCUCCUCCUCCAUCCAUUCUCCAGGAUUUUCAUGCUGCUGACGAUUCUGACCAACUGCGUUUUCAUGCUGAUCAAUAUCAAAGAUCCAGUUCUGAGCCGAAUCCUGGAGUUGACCUUCAUGGUCAUCUACACGCUGGAUGUCUUGGUGAAGGUAGUAUCUAGAGGCUUCUGUCUGGGACGCUUCACCUUCAUCAGAGAUCCCUGGAACUGGCUGGAUCUCCUUAUCCUCACCACGGGGGUGGUGCGAGCCUCAGGUAAAUCCUACGCGACUGUCUUCCUUGUUCUCUUCUUCCCCGGAUGCUUCUUUGUGUCUAGCCUCAUUCUGGUGUGGUUGCCAUGGCGAUGGCAGAGCAAAGAGGAGGCUGGCGCCGCUGACGCGAAACGGAAAGAAGAAGAGUUCAUUCGGAUUGUGGAGGUAUUGAAGAGGAAAGAGGAGGAGGAGGAGGAGACCUUCCAGGUGCAGCUUCAUCCACGUCUUCCUCCAGGGGACUGCUGUGGCUGUUGGCGGUGGAUCAAACAGCGGUGCUACACCUUCAUCAUGAACCCCUGCUUUGACCUGGGGAUCAUCCUCUGCCUUGUCCUCAACACUGUCCUCAUGUCCAUGGAACAUUAUCCAAUGACGGCCAGCAUGGAGGAACAUCUGAGCAUCUCAGCGCUGGUCUUCACAUUUAUCUUCACAGCUGAGAUGAUCCUCAAACUGGUAGCUUUGGGCUGUUCUGGCUACUUCAAGGUGAGCUGGCAUGUUUUUGACUUCAUCCUGGUUGUGGGCAGUCUGCUGGAGCUUGGACUGAGUGAUGUGGAGGGAAUGAUACGGAUCGUCAUACUGUUGCGGGUGGUCCGGCUGGCCCGGUGGUGGCCGUCCUUCCACAUGUUUCUGAAGAUGAUCCAGAGCUCAGUGGGGAACGUCGCUCUGGUGCUGGUCUUCCUCAUGUUCCUGUCCGUGGUUGUCGGCAUGCAGCUGUUCCAGAGGGACUACAAAAACCAGGUCUGUCGCAUCGCCGUGGACUGUGAGCUUCCUCGCUGGCACAUGCACGACUUCUUCCACACCCUCAUGGUCAUCUUCAGGGUCCUAUGUGGCGAGUGGGUGGAGCUCCUGUGGGACUGCAUGGAGGUCUCCGCUCAGGCCACAUGUCUGGUUUUCUUCAUGACGGUGAUGGUCAUCGGACACCUGCUGGUCUGGUUCUCAGUUGACAACGACAACCGGAAGGAGUACGUGGCCUUAGACCUCGUGACCUCAGACCAGCCAGCCGUCAACGGUAACCGUGACAACCAUGACAGGGCCCCCGUCGCCGAGGCCGAGGUUGAAUUCAACUCACCUGAAAGUGAAGAAGAGAAAAAACAACAAAGUGAAAAACUACAAGAUGAAGAAAAUCAGAAAGAAAACACACCUGAGGACUGCUGCUGGGAGAGUUGCUGCUGUCCAUUCCAGAGCAUAGACACGUCCCAGGGCCCAUUGAGGGUUUGGUCUAACUUCAGGAGAGUCUGUCUGCUCAUCGUUCAACACAAACUGUUUGAAGCUUUCAUCGUCUUCAUCAUCCUGCUGAGCAGUGCAGCUCUGGUGUUUGAGGACAUCCACCUCCAGAACCGUCCAGUCCUCGAGAUGGUUCUAGACACAGCAGACCUGGUGUUCACCUUCCUGUUCCUGGUGGAGAUGCUUCUCAAGUGUAUCGCCUUUGGAUUCAAGAAAUACUUCAGCAGCUUCUGGUGUUGGCUCGACUUCCUCAUCUUAGACGUGUCUCUGGUCUCUCUGCUGCUCAGGUGGAUGGGAUUCAACACUCAUUACCUGAGAACCCUGAGAACCCUGAGGGUCCCGUCUCGCUUCCAGGGAAUGAAGGUGGUGCUGAAGGUUCUGGUGGUGACCCUCCCAGCGAUGCUUGAGGUUCUGCUGGUGGUUCUGACCGUCUGGCUGAUCUUUGGGAAUCUGGGGGUGAAUCUGUUCGCAGGAAAGUUCUAUUACUGUUUCAACGAGACGUCAGAGGAACUUUUCCAUACUGAUGCCGUGAGCAACAAGACAGAGUGUUCUUUUCUGAUUGAGUCUGACUUUAUGGAGGUCCGCUGGAAGAACACGAAGUUUAACUUCGACUCUGUGGUCUCCAGCUACGUGUCGCUGCUGCUUCUGGCGAUGUCCCACAGCUGGUACGAUAUCAUCUACUCUACUAUGGACUCCAGACGGGUGGAGGAUCAGCCUGUCUAUGAGUCCAACCUCUACAUGUACCUGUACUUCAUGUGUUUCAUCUCCAUCGGCUGCUACUUCACCUUCAACUUCUUCAUCAGAUCCUUCAUUUCUGCUUUGGAACAACAGAGACACAAGACAGGGAGCCAUGUUUUCAUGACGGAGCAGCAGCACAAAUAUUCCAGUUACAUGAAGACACUGUUCUCUGAGCCUAACAAAGAUAUUCCACGUCCUCAGAACCAGUGUCAUGCUCGGCUCUUUGAUGUGGUGACUGCUCCGUGCUUUGAGAUCUUCAUGGUGAUGGUGAUCUGUCUGAACAUGGUGGUUUUGAUGGUGGAGACGGAAGACCAGAGCCACAAGAAAGAAGUUGUCCUAUACUGGUUCCACUUCAUCAUCCUCCUCAUCUUCCUCCUUGAGUUCUUUCUAAAGAUCAUUGCACUCAGACGGCACUACUUCAGCAGCUGCAUGAACAUCGUUGACUUUGUGAUCCUCAUCGUGUGCAUAACAGGUCUCUUUGUGGCUGACCUCCUGGAGAAGUAUUUCGUCAGUCCACAGCUCUUUGCUGUUGUCCGAUUGACUCGUAUCUUGUGGGUCCUCCGUCUCAUUCGCUUUUCCAGAGGGAUCCGUAUGCUGGUUUUGGGCUUUGUGAUGUCACUUCCUGCCCUCAUCAACAUUGGCCUCCUCCUCUUCCUUAUGGUGUUCACCUUCUCUGUCAUUGGCAUGUUUAACUUUGCCUAUGUGAGAAAGGAGGCGCUGAUCAACGACCUGUUUAACUUUGAGACGUUUGGGAACAGCAUGCUUAGUAUGAUGAUGAUCACCACUUCUUCUGCGUGGGACGGUCUGCUGUUCCCCAUCAUGAACUUACCUCCAGACUGUGACCCGUUAAAGGAGCACCCAGGAUCGGUGGUUGUAGGGGACUGUGGCAGCCCGCUGGUGGGCAUCGUCUUCUUCACCACCUACAUCACCCUGUUCUUCCUUCUGGUGCUCUACCUGUUCACCGCCGUCGUCCUGGAGACCUUCAACACCAGGAGCCCCAAAGAUCCUGAGGACCACAAACUGCUCAGUGACCACCACCUGCAGAUGUUUUAUAAAACCUGGAGGAAGUUUGAUCCUGAUGCCUCACAGCUCAUCAAGUACAGUGAGCUGUCAGAUUUUUGCGAUGCCCUGCAGGAUCCGUUGAGGAUCCCCAAACCAAACAACAUCAAGCUGAUCCAGAUGGACCUUCCUCUGCAACCUGGAGACCAGAUCCACUGUGUGGACGUUCUGCAAGCUCUGACUGCACAGGCGUUCGGUAAGUCGGGACAGUCGGACACUCUCAGAGCCAGACUGGAAGAAAAGUUCUUCACCAGCCUGUCUAAGGUGUCACAGGAGCCGAUCAGCAGCACCCUGCAGAGGAAACAGGAAGAGGUGGCAGCGUCGGUGAUCCAGCGAGCCUAUCGGAAACACCUCCAACAGGACGCCGGUGACAAGGAGACAUCAGACCUGGCUGGGGGCGGAGCUUCACAGUGAGCUUCCUGUCACCUGACCUCCCAUCUGAUGAGAACCUGAGGGAGUUAAUCAUCUGCUGACAGUGGCGCCUCGUUGUCUCACGCUUCUUCUGUGUCUUUAUCUACGUCCUCCUCACUAUGGAGGAAUUUCUUAUCCUGUAAUGACUCUGACUACACAAGUCAAAACAUCCUGAACAUCACAACAACCUGCAGAAACCUGCAGCUUCUUUUCUCUGAUGGUCAGAAACCUGCAGCUUCUUUUGUCCUACAGUCAAAGACUCGAAUGCUUUUCUGUCUUUAAUCUGUGAUUAAGGUUUCCUAACUGAGGUUUCCUAACAAAGCUCAGUCUGUCUGGAGGUUCGUCCACAUGAUGCAUGAUGCUAAUCCUCAGAGAUAAUAGAGAUUAAACGAUGUAUCCAGAUUGUAAUACUUCAGGUAUUUAAUCACUUAACAAACACUUAAACUCUGAGCUGACCAUGGAACUAAUGAAAGAUGACUAAUCUCAUCUCACUGCUGUGGAUUAUUUUAGUCUGAACCAGUCACUGGAUGUUAACAUCCACAAGAGCACGACGGCAGAGACAUUUAAGAACGGCUUCAAAAUUAGAGCUACGACUCAUUUUCAUUGUCAGGUAAAGUGUUGAUUGUUUUCUGUAUUAAUUAAUUAAUUAGUUGGUUGUUUGGUCUCCAAAAGGUCAGAAAAUGGUGAAAUAUGUGGAUCAGCAUCUCCCAAAGUCCAAGAUGGAAAAAGUCUUGUUCCCAAGCCAAAGAUUUCCAAGUCAUUUUUAUACAGAAGGAAAGACAUUUCUGUGAAAAAAUGACUCAAACUGAUUAAUUGAUUAUGAAACUAGUUGGGGAUUGAUUAAUUAAUUGAUUAACGGUAAAUUGCUGCAGGAGUAUUCAACUUCAGUCAGAAAUAUUUAGUCUGUAGGACGAAGUUUGUUGAUAAAAUAUAAAACCUGCACUAAACCACCAACACUGGUGCUCAUAACAACUUGUUCUGCUAUUUAGCAAACACUUUAGCUUUUUCUUCCAAAUAUUACCACUCAUUAUUAUUAUUAUUAUUAUUAUAAAUUUAGCCUGGAAAGCAGUUUUCUCCACAGUUAUAGGAAAUAAUGCAGUAUUCUUCUACUAACAGCCUUAGCCUCCAGGUUUGUUAGUCAUGAUUGUUCUAAUGUGUGAACAGCUGAUAGCCAUUAGUGUCAUUAUUGAUUUGAUUGAUUGGCUGCAGCUGAAGGUCAGCCUGGAGUGUAACUCUAACCUUCUGAUUUACAGCAUCCUUUUAUCUGUUGAUGUUCACGUUAACAUGAUGUGGAAUGGUCUAAUGAACCAGGGACCACACAGUUUGUGUGUUAUAUCAAAGUUCUAUCAUUGUUUGUAAACUUCAGUCAAACUAAAAAUAAACACAAUAACAUGAAAA